AUGAAAGCUCCUAUCCUUGCAGCACUGCUACUUCUUGUUCAAGGCCAUAAUGCUGCUGCAUUAAAUCCUGUACAACAACAAGAUGUACAGCAUAAAUGUCCUCUAUCCAAAACAGGCAAUAGUCAAUUGAGUGCUAUUCUUUCUCACUUUUCAGGUAUAUUCCUAGGAGACUAUACGAGCAAUGGAGGCUUUUUCCCUGGUCCCUUGGCAAUUGGUGGCGACUAUCAUACAAACACCACGAUGCUUGAUUCAAGCCGCCAUGUGGAUUGUACGGCAUCAUCCAUCACCAACAACAAUGUUUUGAGCUAUGGCCUGGUGGUCAACGGAAACCUCUACAGCAACCGAAUCGAUCUUACUGGCAAUGCAUUUAUUGGUGAAGGCGACAUUGCUGGAAGUGUCAAACCUCAACCACAAGGAGGAUUCUGUGAUCAGAUGUAUUUUGGCAACAGCAGCCCCUUGGAUUUUGAUGCUGUCGAGUCAUCGCUGCGUCGUGCAUCUCAAGCACUUGCUAUGCUCAAACCAGAUAUGCGCUUCAAAGAACACCUUAUUACACAAUUGGAUACACCCGAAAAUCCACUUUACAACGUGCUUACAUUUGAUACAUGCCGUGAUUGCUCUUUUUGGGGACAAGAGUCAUUGUCGGAUCCAAGCGGGCUCUUGUUUUCAGGACCUACAGGCUCUCUCAAAGAAACACCUAGCGGUACGGUUGUUUUAAAUAUACCGGUGGCUCAUGGCAGCACUCUCACUAUUGAUGCCGACAUGCCAACCUAUGGCUUUAAUCCGUGCAAUACCAUUUUCAACUUUUAUCCCGUCUCGGAGGCUGAUGGCCAAUACCUACCUGAUGGUGAAUUCACCAUUGAUAGAAGAACAGUGGGCCAAUUAGAAGGUUUGAUCUUGGCUCCUAGAGGUCAUAUACGUGAAGCAAGCCAUGGAAAUUUUGCGGGUGCUAUUUAUGCACUUGAUUAUACAUCGGUUCAACCUCAUGGAGGUGCAGGUCUUCGUGAUUUCUUUUCUACCACAGGUGCUUGUGCAGCAUACAGUGGUUGUUUUCCGAUAGUAGAGCAACUGCAAAGUCCUUCUCAGCUGGAAAAGCGCCAAGAUGAUGAUGCAGUGGAAACAUCGACAACGACAACGACGUUGACUAUCACGCCUGAGAGCAUUACCAAUACAGAGACACAAAUCCUUACAGAAACAAUUGAGAUAACAAGCAACCAUGAGGUGGUAAGCACGGCGACCUUGCUCUAUACUACGGUACGCACACACACCGAUCGCAGCACAUACACUGAUUUCAACACGAUCUUUUCGACCCCGUCACCGGUGACAUCCACACACGAAGUUUGGACAACCGAAACGGUGAUGGGAACUGAACCUGAUGUCCACUAUGUUACUGUUUAUGUGCGUCCUGAAGGUGAUGGUGAUGGGGGUCUUCCUGGCGAGGACAAUGGUGGUAAUUACCGCCAUAAUAAGCAUCAUGAUCAUCAUCACAAACACAAGGAUUACUAUAAAAAAGGUGAUCAUGGACAUCACAAACACAAGUAUCACUAUGAGAUGGGCGUAUACGAAUAG
Lichtheimia ornata is the source of this 1566-nucleotide messenger RNA. RefSeq lists its product as uncharacterized. Lineage: Eukaryota; Fungi; Mucoromycota; Mucoromycetes; Mucorales; Lichtheimiaceae. The record is from RefSeq and is a predicted model, not a curated record. The transcript has 5 exons. The coding region runs from base 1 to 1566 and encodes 521 amino acids.